Messenger RNA from Austrofundulus limnaeus, 1033 nucleotides. Its product is annotated as prostasin. Bases 1 to 807 code for a protein of 268 amino acids. Gene Ontology annotation, molecular function: serine-type endopeptidase activity. Lineage: Eukaryota; Metazoa; Chordata; Actinopteri; Cyprinodontiformes; Rivulidae. The transcript is spliced from 4 exons. Gene Ontology annotation, biological process: proteolysis. The record is from RefSeq and is a predicted model, not a curated record.
AUGGCCUACCUCCUCUGCGAAGACUCUACAAGUGUCAACACUCUCGACCUGCAUCCUUCUGGGGUCCUGCUGGGUGUGUACAACCUGACUGGCAGGAACCCCAGUAAAGUGACUCGAUCGCUUAGUCAAAUUAUCUGCCAUCCUGAAUACAAUGAGUAUACUGUUGAUAAUGACAUCUGCCUUCUGAAGCUGUCAGCUCCAGUGAAUUUUACAGAUAACAUAAAACCGAUCUGCCUAGCAUCAGCAGACAGCACUUUUAAUGAUGGUCUUAACAUCUGGGUCACUGGUUUUGGUACGACUGGUUCUGGAUCACUAUCCAACACUUUGCAAGAAGUAAAGGUACCAAUAGUAGGCAACAAUAAGUGCUUGUGCUACUUACAGGGCUUCUCUAAGAUCACAGAGAACAUGAUGUGUGCUGGACUUAAAAAUGGAGGCAAGGAUUCAUGUCAGGGAGACUCAGGGGGACCACUGAUGACACAAAAUGGUUUUACAUGGGUCCAGGCAGGAAUUGUUAGUUUCGGUGAUGGUUGUGCCCUCCCAAACAGACCAGGAGUCUACACUCGGGUGUCCCAGUACCAGAAGUGGAUCGGUGACACCGUCAGCGGAAUGAAGCCGGGCUUUAUUACCUUCACUUCUCCAGACGUCGACGACGACAUGUUCUUCACCUGCCCGACCUCCAGCCACGCAGACCCUUUUGACGAUAGCGUGUUCAGUAGUGGUGAAAACCUGAGCCCCGCCAUUCAGCCUCUCACUCUCUCAGGUUUUGCUCUUUUUCUUCAUGUCUUUCUCAGCAGUGGUGGAAUGUAAAGCAGUAACUCAAGUGAUGUGCACGUAUAAAAGAAGCUUUUCUUUCAUUACUGGAGUUUUUUUUACCUAAUAUAUAUUUAAAACUAAAAUCUAAGCGUUUAUGGUAUUCAUUCUAAUCAAACUAUAUUUAGAAAUGUGACCCGGUCAAAUAUUGGGACUGCAUGUCGGCUGAUUUUAUUCCCUAUCUGUCAUUAUUUGUUGUGCUUUAAAUCAUUUUGAAAUCUUC